Saimiri boliviensis boliviensis (Bolivian squirrel monkey) is the source of this 2255-nucleotide messenger RNA. RefSeq names its product ORMDL sphingolipid biosynthesis regulator 3 (gene ORMDL3). NCBI's taxonomy places the organism in Eukaryota, Metazoa, Chordata, Mammalia, Primates, Cebidae. Gene Ontology annotation, cellular component: endoplasmic reticulum membrane. The record is from RefSeq and is a predicted model, not a curated record.
CGAUCUGACCGUUGCGUCACGGUGCAACUUCCAACAGUGCGGCCCCGGAGAGACCGGGAAAGGAGCCCGGAAAAACUACAACUCCCAGGAGGCGUCGGGCGGGCCGGCGCGAGGUGAUGACGUCACGCGGCCGGCGCGGAGCUCUGAUUCGGCCGGAGCUGCCAGCGGAGAGGCUGCCGCCGCGGGUUGUUACAGCUGCUGGAGCAGCGGCGGCCCCCGCUCCCGGGAACCGUUCCCGGGCCCUCGAUCUCCUUCCCUGCACGAACAGCGGAGAGGGGCGGCAGGAUGAAUGUGGGCACAGCGCACAGCGAGGUGAACCCCAACACACGAGUGAUGAACAGCCGUGGCAUCUGGCUCUCUUACGUGCUGGCCAUCGGGCUCCUCCACGUCGUGCUGCUGAGCAUCCCCUUCGUGAGUGUCCCUGUCGUCUGGACUCUCACCAACCUCAUCCACAACAUGGGCAUGUAUAUCUUCCUGCACACGGUGAAGGGGACGCCCUUUGAGACCCCGGACCAGGGCAAGGCGAGGUUGCUCACUCACUGGGAGCAGAUGGACUAUGGGGUCCAGUUCACGGCCUCUCGGAAGUUCUUGACCAUCACACCCAUCGUGCUGUACUUCCUCACCAGCUUCUACACCAAGUACGAUCAGAUCCAUUUCAUCCUCAACACCGUGUCCCUGAUGAGCGUGCUCAUCCCCAAGCUGCCCCAGCUCCACGGAGUCCGGAUUUUUGGAAUCAAUAAGUACUGAGGGUGCGGCCCCUUCCUCUGCCCAGGGUGACAGGGGAGGGGUAGGGGAAAAGGCCUGCGCUGCGACACUGAAGACAGGAAGAAGGAGCCUCUGGACACUGUCGAGGUGGGGGUUGAGCCUCUGGGCCUAGUUUCCCCCCUCGCUUCCCCCAGUAGCCAACUUGGAGUAGCUUGUAGUGGGGUUGGGGCGGGGCCCCUUGGGCUCUGACCUUUUCUGAAUUUUUUGAUCUUUUCCUUUUGCUUUUUGAAUAGAGACUCCAUGGGGGUGGUCACAGAAUCGGCUGGGCUCCUGGGCUGAACACGGACCAUGCAUUGGGACAGGAGGCGGGGGUGGGGUGGGGGAAACCCCUGCUCACUUGUUUCAGGCAGCCAAAGCACUUUAACCCCUGCGUAAGGAGCAGAGGGCGGUACGGCUUCUGGAUUGUGUCACUGUAAUCCUGAGGUCUUUUCGAUGACACGCAGUGUGUGCUUGUGUGUGUGAAAGCAAGCGUGGGACGGGGCCUUGCCCUUCUGGGCAGAGAGCUGUCUAAUCCGAGUCUCGGGCUUUCACCAGUUUCCCUGCAACCCACCGUGGGUCCUGGUUGGGAGUGGGGAGGGUCAGGUAGGGGGAAGAUGGGGUGGAGUGUGGAUGGCUUGGUCCCAGAGGUGAGGGGGCCAGGGCUGCUGCCAUCCUGGCCUGGUAGAGGUUGGGGAGCUGCAGGGGUGAUAGGGAGUGGAGACUUAGAAGAAUGGGGCCACAGAGCAGCAGAGCACUGAUGUAAGGGAGGGAGGGGUGGGGACAGAAGCUAGAUCCAGUCUUCUUUGGGAUGUGGGCAGGGAGGGAAGCAGGCUUGGAGGGUUAGUUUACCCACAGAAUGUGAUGGUAAUAGGGGAAGGAGGCUGCUGUGGGCUUAACUCCUGAGUUGGCUGUUGGGUGGACAGGUGGGGAAGAGGCCCGUGGGUCAUUGUUAGUACAGGUCCAACUUGGCUCUGACUUCUGCAGGGUACAGGGAAGCUGUGACAAACGAUGGCUGCUGUGGUCCUCUGCAGGCCCUCACCCCUUAACCGCCUCGUGUAGGCUGGCACUGGCAGGGCCUCUCGUGUGGCAGGCACAUGUGGUGCUGUGAGGCCACCCCACGUGGGGUCAGUGGCGAGAGUCCUGUAGGACCUUUGGUCAAGCAGCACAGGGGAAGGAGCCAGGCGUGGCCUAUAGGCGCUGUCUCAGCCUGCAGAGAAGAAAGUGAGGCCGGGAGCCUGAGCCUGGGCUGGAGCCUUCUCCCUUCCCCUGGCUGACUAAGGGCCGCGUUAAUUCUGAAAAGGCGUGGGUGCCUGUAUCCUCUUCCAGGGGCCCGGGGGAGCAGGAGAGGUCACUGGCCCUGUUUUCUGCCUCCUGGCCCUGCAUCUCCCACCCCAUGUAUCAUAGGGAACUUUCACCUUAAAAUCUUUCUAAGCAACAUGUGAAUAGGAUUUUUACUCCCUUUGUACAGUAUUCUGAGAAACGCAAAUAAAAGGGCAACAUGUUCCUGUUUC